Messenger RNA from Bombyx mandarina (wild silkworm), 5964 nucleotides. RefSeq lists its product as uncharacterized. NCBI's taxonomy places the organism in Eukaryota, Metazoa, Arthropoda, Insecta, Lepidoptera, Bombycidae. The record is from RefSeq and is a predicted model, not a curated record.
CAUUAUUUCGACUACUUGUGACAAUGCGGUGCCUUAUGAUUGAAUGUAUUUACUGAAAUCUUUAUUGCUCUUCCAUAAUGAUAGUCAGAGCUGACGCUGAAUAGUGUCAUAAUGAGUCACAAUCUGGCGGGAAUGCCAUCUUACAGGCUACCAGGGCCAGGGUUAGGACCUCCAGACUUCAAGCCUCCGAUGGAUACACCUACUCCACAAGCUUCAGCCCCAAGUAAUCCUAAGAAGCGGAGAAAGACGUCUAAUGCUAGUAAUGCCCUGACACCACAGCCUCCACCAACAGCUCAAGAUUUGCUUCCACCUCCACUCACAGGAUAUGGAGAUACCAUUGUAGCAUCCAAUCCUUUUGAUGAUUCUCCUUCUACAGUGUCCCACAAUGGACCAAUGAUGAAUCAAAAUGGACCUAUGAUGAGUCAGAACAAUUCGAUGGGAAUGAUGGGUCCCAUGCAUGGUAUGGGAGGCCCUCCAAUGAGACACAUGAGCCCUCUGCCACACAGCAUGAGCCCUAUGAAUCAGCAAAUGCCACCUAGAGGAGGAAUAAGUCCAAUGGGCAAUAUGAGCCCUAUGGGACAUAUGGGAGGCAUGUCGCCAAUGGGAGGCCCAAGUAUGGGAAUGAGUAAUCAUAGUAUGGGACCUGGCAUGGGACCAACAUCAAGAUCAAUGGGUAGUCCUAUGAGCCCAAUGAAUUCUAUGCCUAUGGGAUCUCCUAUGUCUUCUGGUCCUAUGGGUAGUCCUAUGAAUAUGGGUUCAAUGUCAGGUAGUCACAUGAGCAAUAGUCCAAUGGGUCCACCCAUGCACAGUCCACUAGGGGCAGGAUCUAUGAAUGGGCCCAUGAAUGGACCUAUGGGGGGAGGUGGCCCGAGUAUGAGUGUUCCAAGAAUGAAUGGACCAAUGGGUCCCAGUUGUUCCAAUGGUUCAAUGGGACCAAACAAUUCAAUUAUGUCUUCAAAUCCUAUGCAAAACUCUGUUAUGGGUCCUGGUCAUUGUGGGCCAAUGAGACAUGGAAGUCCUAUGACCUCUGGAAUGGGUAGCGGUCCAAUGGGAGGCAAUGGACCAAUGACAUCUAUGGGUCCAGGCCCUCCAUACAAUACCAGUCAUAUGGGGCAUGGUGGACCUAUGGGCAUGGGAGGAAAUGGCUCAAUGGGAAUGGGUCCUGGUCCAGGCAACAUGGGAAAUUGUGGACCACUGGCUGGAAUGAGUGGAAUGGCUAUGGGGGGACCAGGAGGUCAAGGUGUGGGGCCAAUGGGACAAGGAAUGGGUAUGUUUGGUCCUAAACCUAUGCCAGUCAGUGCAGGGAAAGUCUAUCCCCCAGAUCAACCUAUGGUGUUCAACCCACAGAAUCCAAAUGCACCCCCAAUAUAUCCUUGUGGAGUAUGUCACAAAGAGGUGCAUGAUAAUGAUCAAGCUAUACUGUGCGAGUCGGGAUGUAACUUUUGGUUUCACAGGGGAUGUACAGGACUAUCGGAGCCUGCAUUCCAGCUGUUGACAGCUGAAGUAUACGCCGAGUGGGUGUGUGAUAAGUGCCUAUCUUCUAAGAACAUACCGCUGGUAAAGUUUAAGCCAUAGCGAUGCGCCAUUCCGUGCUGCCCCCACCAAUAUGAGUAAGAACUGUUCUUGAACAUCACAAGUCUUUUUGAAAACUAGGUGGACUUUGAUUCGCGCAAAUCGAGUCUGACGUUGAUUGUCUUAACUUGAAAUGAGGUGCUAUGAGAAGCAUUGUGGACCGUCCUAGUCUGCGCGAAAAUUUCACUUCGAACUGAUCGAAUGUGUGUGUGUAUGAAAUGAAUAAUUAGUUUAUCGAUUGUGAGAGAUUUUGUUUUAUCAUUUUUGUAACUCAGUAAGAAAGAUCUCAUAUUGGGUAAUUUAAUUAAGGAAUUAAAAAAUAUAUAUAUCGAAAAUGAAAAGCAAUAUUACUAUCGUUGACAAUUUCCCGAUAACUAAUAAAUUAUAUUUGCAGACGGCUCCGUAUCUAGUCUGUAAAAUUAUUGUCAUUUGCCUUAUUUAUUUAUAAUGUUAUGAAUGCUAUUAAACAAAAUUGUAUAAUGUUUAUGUGUGAUGUUCACGAAAAGUGUUCCUUCGUAACGCAUAUCUGAUCGAGCACAUGAAUAUUUGUUGUAAUGAUGCACGACUCGAGUUACAAAGCAAUAAAUAAAAUGAUGUCUGUCGUAUGUUUUCGAUAGGUACCUACUUGUUUAACGUGUCGCUUUAGUGUUUGUGCAUAUUGUAAAUAUUUUCUAAAAUGGUAAGUCUAAAUUAAUGGUAUUCUUUUCCGCCUCGAAUCAAUGGUGACCAGACUUGUACGUACUUGUACGUAAUAAUACAAGUGCAGUGUGGUAUGAAAACCAGUGACUAGUAUCGUAUAGUCGUCGGGAUUUCGCAUCCAGUGAGGGGACUAUCCGCGGUCGCAAUGUGUGAAACACUCAUAAGCGAAAUUCAUUUUGCGUCGAUAAGAACUAUGUACUUAUUAUUUCGGUGCCCUGUUUUGCAUGUAAUAUUACGCGCGUUAUCUCUACUUACAUGUAAAUACGAUGAAUCCAUACGCUUUCUUACAUUUAAGAGUGUUAAAUGUGUUUGUCAAUUUUUUAACUUUUGGAGAAUGUUUUUUUUUUUUGUAUACUCUUAAGGUGUAAAAUAGGUUGUGUAAAUACUACGCGUAGCUUAUAAACGAGAUUAAACAUGUGGUGGCUCCGAAAUAUACGCGCUUGGUUGUGAUUAUGAAAUGCAUUAAUAAGUGAUGUUAGUUUAUUAUUUAGAGACACGUGAGCCGCGCUGCGGAGUCACCCACAUGUGACGUAUGUAAUCUAGACUAAUAAUAGACAAACCUCUUUAUCUAAAGUUUAAAAAAAAAGUACAUUAAAAUCAUCGUCGAAGACAGUCAUAGACCAAUUCCUAGUUAGGAUAAAAUACAAAAUAAAAUUUAAAACCAUUUUAUGUAUUGAAUAAUAUUUUUAAAUAGAUUUUCUUUUUUGGCCACAAUCUUAAACUUUAAUUUAUUUUAGUUAUUAAAAUAAAACAACUGCAUGUUUUUUUUUUUAUGUUGCAGUCCCACUUAAAUCUUACGUUGGUUGUGCUAAUAAAAAUGAAGUCACUACAAUUAUUGUUCUGUCGUUUUUUCUUGCAUCCACAAAAAUAAUAUUUAAAAAAAUAAUUCAAUGUCUUUUAUAUAUCACUGCUCGUAGGGAACGAACAAAUAAUAAUUUACGGAUAAUCUUUGUUUCUAUUGUCUUGAAAUAUCUGGAAAAACAAUAUGGCCACGUUGUAUGUUUAUAAAAUAAAAUGAUUUUAGUAUAAAGAAAAAUAAUCGGAGAUUCUGUAUUUCCUUCUACGUAUUUACGUUAGUAAUUCAGUAGGAUAACUUAAUAUCAAAUGUAUUUUUUUUACCUUAAAGUCAAUUUUAACUAUUAAUAUUAUUGUGUAUUAUAUUGUCUUUACCUUGUGUUUGUUUGUGUGUAAUAUGGGGUCCUAUGUUUGGCACAUCAAUGUGGAAUAAAGCUACUGUAUAAUGCACCAAUAUUAUAUUAAAACUACAUAUACGAAGUUAAAAUGUAUCGUAUGAAACUUUAUUGUAAUAAAAAAAUUAAUAUUAGUAUAACUACCUAUUUACUAUCAUUGAUUUGUCUAUGGUUACUGAAAUUACAGGUCACUGCCCUUACGUUCGUUAUUUCACACCGAAAAUUUCAUACGCGAUGUGCCAAAUGAAAGACCGCAUCAUCGAAUAAUUUGUGUUAUAUCGUAACCUCAUUUUUACUAGUUUAUCGAAGUUCUAAACAACAUAGUAAUAUCAGAUAACACGUUUGCAAGUUAAAAAAAACCAUAAACAAUUGUUCCAUAUUGAAUUGUAUUUUUUUUUCGUGCGUAUUUCCAUUAUGUUUAUUUCCGAUGAUUCAAACUCUUUACAGCAUUGGGGUUUCCUCGGUGAAAUAAUAAGGUUCCUACAUCGUGCAUAAAAGUCGUUCCCGAAAAUCAAGGUAUGCCACAUUCCCAUCAAAAUAACAAAUCAUCAUACAAUUUUGUUUGUAUUGCGAUCGAUGUUAAUAAAACUUCCUUCAUUUGAUUGCAGUCAUAAAUUAAAAAAACUUUUCCCGCUCACCAUCAGUGCUUUUUUGCUCUAUUCGGCAAAAGGAACGGUAUCUUUCAGCCUAACAUGUGCUUACAUCAGGAAUGAAUGUAACGACAAAUACAUACGAACAAAAAAAUCGUAAUGUACUGUAACUAAAUGUAAUUUUAUAACGAACGUCAUUAGUUUAUAAUAAUGUUAGCGAGAUUACACAGUUUAAAUGAUUAAGAAUCAUUCACAAAUGAGUCGGCCUUGGCGACGUCUACCGGCGACGACAAAGAAAAAAAUGUUAUAGUAAAACAUAUUUUUGUCACAAAUGCUUCUUUGACAACAUACGUUAUAUGCAUACCUGAUAGCAUUGAGUAAGUGUGACUAAAUUGGAGAUACAAUUUUAAAGGCGAGCAACAUGCUUUUAAAAUAAAAAUAUACCUAACCUAACCUCACCUAACAUAUUUUCAACAUUAAGGAAUAAUAUUGCGUAAAACAACCCACAAAAAUAAUAAAUCAUCAUGAUGAUAUGGCGUAUAGCCGGCCCGUGCAGGUAGGUACCGCCACCCUGAAUAUUCCUACCGUUUGGUCUAUUAGCCACGAUAAAGUCAUCGAAAACAAAGAAAAAAUAGUUAAGAAUUAAAAUUGGCACAUACAUCUGACAGUGUUACUGUAAUCAUUAACCGAUUAUACAAAAUAUUAACAACCAAAUUAAUUAAAAUUACUGUUUAUUGUCUCGUUAGAUUUAUUGUAAGCUUGCGAUGUUUGUAAUCGAGUAACAUUAUUGUUACUAAUCUAUUAGUACGCAUUACGACAGUACAAUUUUUAAAUGGAAAAGAAAAUUUGUAUAGAGUUUUCUAAAUGGUGUUCAAUUGUUUUUAUAGUAACGUGAUUAGUCAAGCAAUAUUAUAUGAAGAGAAGUUAUCAAAAUGUGUUAAGAUAUUUAAAAAUGCAAGCGCUCCUCGCUCGGAUUUGUUGUUUAAGUGAGUGAGAGAUUUACGCAAAUAAAUAACAUUGAAUGUAAAUAUAUUUAAUAUUGAUCGAUUAGGUAACGAAUGACGAUAUUCUGUACAGUUAUUUGUAAUGAAAAUAUAGAAAAUAAUUAGUUUAAAUCGUUCAUGAAGAUAAUAAUUAUUUUAAUGCAGUUUACAUCACAAUCGUUGAGGCGAUAGUUCCCACAAAAAAAUGUGUUUUCAAAUGUGUCUUAAUUUACAGUAAUCAUAAGAAUUCAAAUAAUACACGUUAUUGUCCGGUCACUGUCUUGGUUUUUUGGUCGUCGGAUUUGAUUACCCUUUAUUUUGAAGUGGAAAGAGUUCUUCAAAUAUAGUACUUUGGGUUAUUAAAAUAGAAUCUAUCAAACCUAUACGGAAGUUACUAUAACAUUUAUUGUUAGCGGGGUCGCAAUCAUCUUCUCGUUCCGCUGACCACCGACCCACGCGUGAUGGCUGAGAAGUGUAUUUAUUUAUUGCAAGUCACAGUCACUGGAUACACCUUCGCCUUAAAUAUAUUCGAAGACUGCAUUUUAAGCUGGAUAGGAGAAUUCGUACUGACUGUUUCUACAUUUUAUUUACGAGUUGGAAUAGCGCCCCUAACGGCAAACGUAGGCACACGUUCCAAACCAAUACAAAUUUGAGUUAACUUUUACGUUAUCGAGAACUUUAAAAAACUCGCAUUAAGCACACCGAAGAAACCUUGCGUAUCGAUACCCAUUUGUGGAACUCACUUGUUGGUUAUCGGUUUUCGCGAAUGGUAGAUAUAAUCAAAACUACUUUUACGGUUUAAUCUCGCGUUUCAUAUGGUCAUCAUGUUAUUGUCGACGUAUUGAAUACGUACAGUGAGGCCUAUAAAAUCAAAGGCAGCUAAACGCCUUAAUGUCGUAAAAUGGAUUAACAAUGGCGCUACCUAUCUUG